AUGGAAAAAGUAAUAAUUAUAAAUUCAUCUCAAGAAUUAGACUUUUAUCUAAACAGGUCUAUAUAUGUUUUUGUAUUUUACAGUUCAUUAAAAUGUAAUAUUUUUUUUUUAAAAAAAAAAAAAAAUCCAGGCAAUUAUGUUUUAAAUUUAAUAUUAAAGUGCAACUUAAAUAUUUUUUUAAUGAUUUCACAACCUUUUUCAAAAUUAAGUGAACAAUAUCCAACAGUUAAUUUCUUAAAAGUAGAUAUCCAAAGUUUGAUUCAUCCAUUGAUUUCAAAGUUAUCCACCGUUCUUCAUUUCAUUUUUUUAAAAAAUGGUUCUAAAAUAUCAGAGUAUUGUAUGUAUUUGGUUUUUUAUUUUUUUUAUUUAUUUAUCUAUUUAUUUAUUAACCCCAUAUUUUUUUAUUUUUUUAAUUUUUAA
Molecule: messenger RNA, 420 nt
Organism: Dictyostelium discoideum AX4
Lineage: Eukaryota; Evosea; Eumycetozoa; Dictyosteliales; Dictyosteliaceae
Exons: 3
Coding region: 1-420 (139 amino acids)
Source: RefSeq, a predicted model, not a curated record